Scatophagus argus is the source of this 3787-nucleotide messenger RNA. It is a transcript of the gene mthfd1b, whose product is annotated as methylenetetrahydrofolate dehydrogenase (NADP+ dependent) 1b. Gene Ontology annotation, molecular function: ATP binding; methylenetetrahydrofolate dehydrogenase (NADP+) activity; formate-tetrahydrofolate ligase activity. The record is from RefSeq and is a predicted model, not a curated record. Bases 16 to 2952 code for a protein of 978 amino acids. The transcript is spliced from 27 exons. NCBI's taxonomy places the organism in Eukaryota, Metazoa, Chordata, Actinopteri, Scatophagidae. Gene Ontology annotation, cellular component: cytosol. Gene Ontology annotation, biological process: tetrahydrofolate interconversion.
GUGCUGGAGCUGUGGAUGGACCCUGCGUCACCACGUUCGACUCCGACGCUAAACUUAAGUUUCGAGCAGAAGUCAGCGCGCUCCUCUUCUAGUCGGGCAGUGAGUGUGCAGGAGACAGCUGAGAACGCGGACUUUCAGGACAACAAGAUGUCAGCUCAAAUCAUAAGUGGGAAAGCAGUUUCAGCGGAGGUGAGGGAGCGCCUGAAGAAGGAUGUGGAGCAGAUGAAGCUUCGGGACCCCAACUUCAGUCCCGGUCUAGUGGUUUUGCAGGUUGGAGACCGUGAUGAUUCAAAUUUGUACAUCAGCAUGAAGUUAAAGGCAGCAGCAGAGAUUGGAAUAAAUGCCACACAUAAGAGACUUCCCAAGACUGCAACGGAGGAGGAGGUUCUUCACAGUAUCAAAGAGGUGAAUGAGGACUCUUCUGUCCAUGGCCUCCUCGUGCAGCUGCCUUUAGACUCAAUACACAAGAUAGACACAGAGAAGGUCACCAACGCCGUGGCCCCAGAGAAGGACGUCGACGGACUGACCAGCAUAAAUGCAGGGAAGCUGUCUCGUGGGGACCUGGGCGACUGCUUCAUCCCCUGCACACCGAACGGCUGCAUGGAGUUGAUCAAACAGACUGGUGUGACUGUGGCAGGGAAGAGAGCAGUAGUGAUUGGCCGCAGUAAGAUUGUGGGUGCGCCGAUGCAUGACCUGCUGCUGUGGAACCACGCCACCGUCACCACCUGCCACUCUAAAACCGCUGAUCUUCCUGGAGAGGUGGGCAAAGCAGACAUUCUGGUUGUUGGCAUUGGGAAAGCAGAGAUGGUGAAAGGAGAGUGGAUCAAGAAAGGAGCAGUGGUCAUAGACUGUGGCAUCAACUACGUUCCAGAUGAGUCUAAGCCAAAUGGGAAGCGGGUGGUUGGUGAUGUCCACUACGCCUCAGCCAAGGAGCAGGCUGGCUUCAUCACCCCCGUUCCCGGUGGGGUGGGACCCAUGACUGUGGCCAUGCUGAUGGCGAACACAGUGUUGAGUGCAAAGCGUUUUCUGGAGAGCCAUCAGCCAGGGAAGUGGAGCAUUUCUUACACCAAACUCAACCUCCAGAAGCCUGUGCCAAGUGACAUUGUGAUUUCUCGCUCCUGUGUGCCCAAGCCCAUUGACCAUCUAGCAAGAGAGGUGGGCCUGCUCUCUGAUGAGGUGGAACUCUAUGGCAACACUAAGGCCAAGGUCAAGCUGAACGUCAUGAAACGCCUGCAGGCCCAGCCAGAUGGCAAAUAUGUGGUGGUCACUGGUAUUACACCCACCCCUCUGGGUGAAGGAAAGAGCACCACCACCAUUGGCCUGGUGCAGGCCAUGGGAGCCCACAUGAAGCUCAACGUGUUUGCUUGUGUCCGGCAGCCCUCUCAGGGACCCACCUUUGGCAUUAAAGGUGGUGCUGCAGGAGGUGGAUACUCUCAAGUUAUUCCAAUGGAAGAGUUCAAUCUCCAUCUCACUGGUGACAUUCACGCCAUCACAGCUGCCAACAACCUGGUGGCUGCAGCCAUCGAUGCUCGCAUGUUCCACGAGUCUACACAGUCUGACAAGGCUUUGUAUAACCGUUUGGUCCCACUCAGUGGGGGCCAGAGGAAGUUCUCUCCCAUCCAGAUCAACAGACUGAAAAAACUGGGCAUAGAAAAGACUGACCCCUCAACGCUGACUGAAGAAGAGAUCACGCGCUUUGCUCGUCUGGACAUAGACCCCAGCUCUGUCACCUGGCAGAGAGUGUUGGAUACAAAUGAUCGAUUCCUGAGGAAGAUUACGAUCGGCCAGUCGCCAACUGAAAAGGGAUACACGAGAGAAGCCCAGUUUGACAUCACAGUGGCCAGUGAAAUCAUGGCAGUGCUCGCCCUUACCAGCAGCCUGGAGGACAUGCGUCAGCGUCUGGCCAAGAUGGUUGUGGCCACCGCCCGCAGUGGACAGCCCAUCACCACCGAGGACCUGGGUGUGAGUGGUGCUCUAACUGUGCUCAUGAAAGAUGCCAUCAAGCCAAACCUGAUGCAGACACUGGAGGGAACCCCUGUGUUUGUUCACGCUGGCCCGUUUGCCAACAUCGCCCACGGCAACUCCUCCAUCCUGGCUGAUAAAUUGGCUUUGAAGUUGGUGGGACCUGAAGGCUUUGUAGUGACGGAGGCUGGCUUUGGCGCUGACAUUGGCAUGGAGAAAUUCUUCAACAUCAAGUGCCGCUACUCAGGCCUGAGACCCCACGUGGUGGUGCUGGUGGCCACAGUGCGAGCGCUGAAGAUGCACGGAGGAGGACCAACGGUUACUGCUGGGAUGCCACUGCCUAAGGAAUACAUUGAAGAGAACCUUGAGCUGCUGGAGAAGGGCUGCAGCAACAUGAAGAAGCAGAUAGAGAACGCACAGCACUUUGGCGUGCCCGUGGUGGUGGCUGUCAACGCUUUCAAGACAGACACUGAGGCUGAGCUGGACUUGGUCUGCAGCAUGGCCAAAGCUGCCGGGGCCUUCGACGCCGUGCGAUGCUCCCACUGGGCCGAAGGUGGAGCGGGUGCUGUGGCCCUGGGACAGGCUGUCCAGAGGGCCUCUGAGGCCCCCAGCAACUUCAAGUUCCUCUAUGAUCUGGAGCUCCCUAUUACUGAGAAGAUUCGAAUAAUCGCCCAGAAGAUCUACGGAGCAGACGAUAUUGAACUUCUCCCAGAGGCUCAACACAAGGUGGAGCUCUACACCAAACAGGGUUUCGGCAAUCUGCCAGUCUGUAUGGCGAAGACUCACCUAUCGCUCUCUCACGAGGCAGACAAGAAGGGUGUGCCCACGGGGUUCGUCCUGCCAAUCAGAGACAUCCGAGCCAGCGUGGGCUCUGGCUUUCUGUUCCCACUGGUUGGCACGAUGCCCACAAUCCCAGGUCUGCCCACCAGGCCUUGUUUCUAUGACAUUGACUUGGACCCUGAGACUGAACAGGUCAACGGGCUUUUCUGAAGCUCUGUAUGAUGGUAAGGAUGGGUGUUAAGACAUAAAAAUACCAAUCACGUACUAGGGUUAGCAGGUAGAGAUGUCAACUGUUAGUAUCUUGCCCUCGUUGUUUAGCCCACCCUCCCACUCUUUAGACAUAGCCCAGUAUCCCUCCACUGCGCCUUAAUGAAAUGUGAUGGACUAAUAACUGGAAGCGCCUUGAGCUUGUCUGCUGGUACGGUUUUUGUUUACACUUUUUCAGUGAGACACUGACACCUGUAAAUCUGUAAGUCUUUUUGUCCAGUAAGCAGUCAGUGGGUAAAUUAAGACCCUUAAUUAAUAAGAAUCAGAAGUGUUUCUCCUCCCUGAUGAUGCCAGCCUGUGAUGGACUUUUUGCAUUAAGGAGGUGUCCCGUCGGCUGUUUUUCCUUCACAUGAAACGAACCCAGCCUGUAUUUCCACAUACCAGAGCCCCCAGUGUCAAUAAUAAGUUAACACUGUUAAGUGGCAGCCGUGGAGUCUUGUAUGAAGUGCAUUUGCAUAUUUUGUGUUCACUACACCAGGAGCACCUUCUCCCGGCAACAGUCCACUUUAUAUGUCUUUGGGUUGCAUUUAUGUUUGAAAAAAGAAUAUGAAAAUAAUACUGCAUUACAAAGUGUUACUAUAGUUGUUUUGAUCAGUCCUUGUGACUAUUGACUGUCAGGUUUUCAGUUUUCCGUGUCCUGUGUUUUAUUUCUGAAAGUGUAACGCUGCUGGAGUUGUUGCCACUGCUGUGAAACUGAACUGUUUCCACUUUUCUGUCAGAAAAUAUCUAAUAAAGUCUCCCUGAUGGAAAGCCACAUAUUAAAAUUUUUGGCCCAUUA